UAAGUGCUGUACUCUGCCAAUUAUGUAGUGCAUCCAGAACUAUUAAGAAAACAAAUCUCAAAAUCAAAACCAACUUCACUUCAAACCGUACAGCCUACUGUCAAAAUUUUUUUGACAUUGUUCGAUUCGUGGUUCACACAGGAUAUAGACAAAUAAUAACAUUAAAAUGGCCGAUAAAGCAAUUGAGAAGCCAGCGGGUCGUCCCAUGAAAUUCCCCUACACAUUCUCAGCUAAAAUUGCCCAAUUCCCAUUCAAGUUCUACGUCCAAAACCAAUGGGUCUGGAAAUACUAUUUGAUCGGCCUUGCUGUCUCAUUCCCAGUGUUCUACAAGAUCCAUAAGCUAGCUAACUCUCCCGAAAACGUUGCUGCCCAUGCCGCAGCUAAGAAGAAGGAGGCUGAAGCACACCAUCAUUAGGAGGGUUUAUUUUAGUUGGGAGCAAGCAUUCAUUAUAAUAAAUUCUAUAGAUUGGAAAAACACUGCUAACUUUGUCGUAAUGAAAUAAAUAAUACAAAAAGUA
Molecule: messenger RNA, 518 nt
Organism: Eupeodes corollae
Lineage: Eukaryota; Metazoa; Arthropoda; Insecta; Diptera; Syrphidae
Gene: roh
Exons: 3
Coding region: 167-415 (82 amino acids)
Source: RefSeq, a predicted model, not a curated record